GCCGGCGGUGGGAGGACCCUUGCCUAGGCCGCCGCCUGCGCUGCUGCUGCACCAACACCACCACCAGGGCGGCCUUCUUCAGGCGAGCGCCUCAGCCGCGGCGGGGCGGGGCCUUGGGCCGGCAGCCCAACUCCUUCGCCGCUCUCGCUGAGGGGAAAACAAAACAAGGCGAGAGGCGGAGGAAGCUGCUCGGCUAGAGGUCGCCCGCGUGAGAGGCGGCAGCAGGCAGGUUGCCCGGCUUGCUGGCUGGCGUUCUCACCUGAGCAUCUCUCCAGCUCGGCGGGGCAUGAGAUUUUGUAUACCACCGUUUAUGAAAAAGCCAGGAAAACAAGCAACAAAAUAAAGCAACACAAAUAUAUGGUGCUGAUUCAUGAGACAGAAGGAGAGAGCACUGUGGCCAGCUACUGAUUUCUGGAAAGGCAGUUUUUAAAAAUGCUGGAAUUGUUGACGCUGUCGUACAAAGUUUGGAACUAGUGCGCAAGCCGUUGUACAAGCCGUUCAAUCAUUUGGGGUUGGCGUUGCAGUGGAUACAUGCGAAUAUCAUGAUGGAAGAGAGAGAGAAUUUUUCACCUCUGAAUUCACUGACUGAAUAUUACCCAAUUAAGGAAGCAGAUAAAAUAGAUCAAAGUGACAAUACUCAAAUAAAUGAAGGAAACCACGGAACAAUGCAGCUGAAAAAGGAAAUCUCUCUUCUUAAUGGGAUUAGCCUAAUAGUAGGAAACAUGAUUGGUUCAGGUAUCUUUGUUUCCCCCAAAGGAGUACUCAACUACAGUACAUCUUAUGGAUUGUCACUAGUAAUUUGGGCAAUUGGUGGGAUUUUUUCAGUGUUCGGAGCUCUAUGUUAUGCUGAACUUGGAACCACUAUCACUAAAUCAGGAGCUAGUUAUGCAUACAUAUUGGAGGCCUUUGGAAGCUUCAUUGCCUUUAUACGCCUGUGGACUUCACUAUUGAUCAUUGAGCCAACCAGCCAGGCAAUUAUUGCAAUAACAUUUGCCAACUAUAUCGUGCAGCCUGUCUUCCCUUCCUGUCAACCUCCUUACAUCGCUUGCCGAAUUAUUGCAGCGGCUUGUAUAUGUCUUCUAACGUUUAUAAAUUGUGCCUAUGUUAAAUGGGGAACAAGGGUGCAGGAUGCAUUCACCUAUGCCAAAGUCAUUGCCCUUAUUGUCAUCAUCAUAACAGGAAUUGUUAAACUAAGCCAGGGAUAUUCGGACCACUUUCAGGACUCAUUUGAGGGAUCAUCUUGGAAUCUUGGGGGUAUUUCUCUUGCACUUUACUCUGCCUUGUUCUCAUACUCAGGCUGGGACACCCUCAAUUUUGUAACUGAAGAAAUAAAACACCCAGAAAGGAACCUGCCUCUAGCUAUUGCUGUUUCUAUGCCAAUUGUGACAAUUAUCUACAUAUUGACCAAUAUAGCAUAUUAUACAGUGCUGGAUAUUAAUGCUGUGCUUUCUAGUGAUGCAGUGGCAGUGACAUUUGCUGAUCAAGUAUUUGGCAUGUUCAGUUGGACAAUCCCGAUUGCUGUUGCCUUGUCCUGCUUUGGUGGACUCAAUGCAUCUAUUUUGGCAUCAUCGAGGCUGUUCUUUGUUGGAUCCCGGGAGGGUCAUUUGCCUGACCUUUUGUCAAUGAUCCACAUAGGAAGAUUUACACCAGUCCCAGCACUUCUCUUCAAUUGUACCAUGACUCUCAUAUACUUGACUGUAGAAGAUGUAUUCCAGCUUAUUAACUACUUCAGCUUCAGCUAUUGGUUCUUUGUGGGACUAUCAAUUGCUGGGCAACUCUACCUCCGUUGGAAGCAACCAGAUCGGCACAGGCCACUCAAGUUGAGCCUGUUUUUCCCAAUAGUCUUCUGCAUAUGCUCAGUAUUUCUGGUGGUGGUGCCUCUCUAUAGUGACACCAUUAAUUCCCUGAUUGGCAUUGGCAUUGCACUCUCAGGGAUUCCAGUAUACUUCGUGGGAGUCUCCUUACCGGUUUCCAAAAGACCACCCUUUGUCAGCAAGAUUUUAGGUGCUGUCACUCGAGCCACUCAGCUACUUUGCUACUGUGUUCUGACAGAAAUGGAUACUUUAGAAGAAAAGCUAGAAACCAAAUCUAUAUAAAGAUGCAAAAGUGACUAAAAAGGUAAAACAAGAUGCUCAAGAAAUGAUGAACUGACAGAAAACUUCGCUGGAAUCUGGAAUUAUUACUAAACUUGGAUUCUUGCCAGAUCAUACUGUGUCAUGAUCUAGCGUUUGAUUUUUUUUUUUUAUAAACUGGUUGAAAAGCCAGUCUUCUCAGGCAUAGAACUUACUAUGAUUUUCAUCUACAGAUUCUAAACUUUUCUUUAAUAGUGAAAUUGAGUGUUGUAUUCUAGAGCUCAGAAAUAGGCAGCCCAGCAAGAGGCUUGAUACAAAUUCCAAAUGGCUGGAGUUUGAAAGGCACCAAUAAUUCUCCCGACUUAUCAACAAUCCAGCUGUUUUGUGUGAAGUAGUCCUUUGUAGAUUGACAUUAAUGACAAACUAUUGCAUAAGAGGAGUUGAAUUUGUCACUAAAGAUCCAGGGACUGGUUCCUUUACCUAUAGCACACUGGAUGGCAGUUAAUGCCCUGAAGCUGCUGUUCUCUCCUUCACAUGAAAGUUUAGCUUUUUUAUUAUUAAAUAAAGUAAAACUUUUAUGCUUUAGGAAAAGCUGGUAAGUUUUUGUUUUGGGCAAUUCAGAUUAGAACCCACACAAGGUAAUACAAGUUUGCUCCAUCAUCCAUGAAUAACAUGUAAUUGAAGAUGGCAAUCAUAUCUCCUCUUGAGUCUCUCCUUAUCCAGGCCAAACGUACCCAACUCCCCCAAUUGGCCUCAUAAGGCUUGGUUUCCAGACCCUUGGCCAUCUUGGUUGCCCUCCUGUGCACAUGUUCCAGCUUUUUCAAUAUCCUUCAGUCUGAUACUGUAAUUUGGUAAACUGAUUCUCAAAGAAGCUGGAUGAUCUAUGGUUAUUCUUGCCAUUCUUUCUAUGUAAGAAUAUUUCACUGAAUUUUGCUGUACAAAAAAACCCAAGGAGCUUUGUAAUAGAACUCACUGAAGGACAAAAUAGAGAAGCAAGCCUCUCAAUUAGUUUGAUCCCCCACCCUUUAUGGAAUUUAUGUUUUUAGACUUAAUGCUGUUCAAUAUUGAAUUUGUUUGCAUGAUUGGUUUACAUGCUUGGGGCGGUCAGUUCAGCUGGGAAUGCUUUGAGGCUGCAAUACCCACUUACCUGAAUGCAAGUCUAAGGAGGCUUACUUAGGAGUAGACACUCUGCUAUGAAGCUGAAAUUCUAUGCACACGUAUCUGGACGUAUGCUUCAUUUAACAUAGGACCGAUGAGUAAAUACUCAUAUCAUUGCACUGUUCAUCUUUUUUACCUGUUGGUGUUUUAAGCUGGAAAACAGGUUCAUUAAUGAUAUGACCUUUCCUUUUCUUUGGGAGUAAUCCAGCAGAUGGUAGCAUUUGGGACAACAGUCAUUACAAGCAGCAGCAGCUGCUGCUACCAACUCCUUGUCCUCUCAUGCUGCUUGGGGCCAGCUGCUCAGUUUGGACAUGGCAGGAACUGAAACAAGGAAGUCUUUCAGCAGCAGCAUGCUCACCAAACUGUGCACAGCAACUGCUGCAAUCACCUCUUCUCUCACCUUAUGAUGUCUGAGUCUGGUUGCUAAGUUUAGUGGUGGCAGAGACCACACUGAGCUCCCCACCCUCCAGUGGCAGCUACCUGGGCCGGUCUGCCCAGCAACAGUGGUGGCGGGUGUCACCUCUGUCCUUGUGACCCACAUGUUUAGUAGCAGCAGGAACCACAUCAAAACUUCUUACCAAUAGCUUCCCAGGACAGUGUGCCCAGUAAACAGCUUGUAGUGUAGUUGCAGGAGCAGCUGCUUUCUCUCUCAUUCCCAGUGUUAUCUUCUCAGUUUGUCAGUGGAGUGUGUGUGCCACUAGCAGUCUUAACUUCCAGCAAGAACUGAGACUGGCUGGCUGGGAUAAUUGCUGGAAGGCAUAUCACAUGUCAGGGGUUGGCUAUGGGAGAGUUGCAGAGGGGCUUCCAUGCAACCUUGCUAAUCUGUCCUGCUCCUGCAGGCAAGUGUCCUGCCUGCAAACUGCCACACUUACAUGGGUUUUCUAGUGUUAAAUAAUAUAAAUAUAUGUGAUUGCUGAGGCAAAAGACAAAGGAUUUUCUGGUUAUUUCUACAUGGCUAGUUGAACAAAACCCUAUCUGCAUUUGUUAAAUAAUAAAAAUCCCAGAACUUGACAUCAUUGUCUAAAUAUUAGUUUGAAUACUGUAGUGCACAGUCCUAUAAGAGGGCAACUAUAUAGCUGCAGCUUGAGGAAAAAUACUGAACUCUGUCAAUUCAGGUGUCUUAUUUGUGACUAAAGGACUUGAAACUGCAUUAAUAAGCAUGUGAUUGUGAAAAAAGUUGGGCUUUCCUGUACUGCGGAUUUUAAUGGUUUAGUGUCACAGCUGGAUUUAUAAUCUGGCCCAUUUAUUCAGAUAUUCCUUUGGUGUUUAUUUUUUUACCUGCAUAAAAUGUGAGACUUGCUUUGAGGUUCAUUUUUUUAGAUUUAACAGAAUGAUUCAAAAUGUACAGUCAACCCAAAAUUGAACAACCCAUCUAUCCUAAUGCUUCUUUAGUAGGUUUGAAUCUGGAAUAAAGCAUUUUACUUUUAUUUUCAAUAAACAGCUAUUUGAAAUUGUAUAAACAUAAUCCUUAAAAGCACACACUUUUAUUUUACUUCCACGUGUAAAUUUGGCAUUCCUUUGUAAAGUUUCCUCUAGAUUAUUACACUCCCAACAUACUGUUAAAAAGACUGCAAAGGAUAGCUCCUGAUCUGUCCAACUGAUUGUAAUGACAAUGGCUGCUUUUAUAUAAUGUCAAUGUGUGCUGGAACUUUGUGGGAGGAGGAUGAAACUUCCACUAUGUGGGAAUAAAAUGGUGAGACGCUGAUACACCUGCUCCAUUUUGUUUGUGAAGAAAACAUACACUUAAUUAACCAUACUACUUUGAAUGCAUACAUAUAAGAAAAGUGACAUGGGGCAGGAAGAAUGUCAGUACUGCUGCGGCAGUGUUGCAUAUGCCUUUGGUUAAGAAUUACAAGAAGGGCAGCAGCAGAACUUUGAAGCAUAACCUUGCUAUGCAUGCAGGGAUAUUUAGACUGUAUCUUGAGUGUCAUACAAUUCCCCCCCCCCCCACUUAAUGUGGAAAUGAAGCUGGGGAAGAGGAUGUUCCAUCAUUUUAAUCUCCAGCCACCUACCAACCAUCUGGAGGCAUAACCCUCACCCCCAUUCCAUAUUAUUUUAAAGACAUGCUGCUGUGGGCCUUUGCAGAGCGCUAAGACUAGCAUUUUUUGUGUAGGUUGGUUUUAUUUAUUAUUUAGUCUGGUAAAGCUGGUUUUGCUCCAUCCUUGUUUAUUUAUUUCUGGUUGAAAUGUUUUAGUGUUACUUUUGCUUUGUAAACCCCCCCCCCCCACAAUAUCCAAAGUUUCACUGAAGAAAAGUAGCACACAGAGAGCUCCAUGCUCAAGCCUUUCUGAAAAAAGGAACUCCAACAGAUUUUUUUUAAAAAAUGCUGCUUUGUACCUUUCCCACUACAUGAGAGCAAUUGAAACUGCAGUUAAUUAGGAGCCUGAUCCAGUUGGUUACAGAUACACAUGGAGAUGUGUAAACUUGGAUGAGUUCUGUUGUUCAUGUUUAUAUUGGUAUCACGGCAACAUACACAAUCCCAAUUUACUCUCAUAACAAGCCUAGAAGAUAGGCUUUAUACAAACGCUCAGCAACACAUUGCAAUGCACUGGUCCUCUUGUACUGGUAUCUGAGUGGUGAGAAACCAUGGCAAUCACUAAAUUUUCUGUUGCUUGCAGCAACAGGGGGAAAAAACCCCUCACUGGCUAGGAAUUAUUAGAAAAAGCACUGAAAGCACAGUAAUUCGGUAUUUUUUUAUCCAACCCAGCAAAGGAGGUAUGGGUGAAAACUCAAGAUCUCUAGGGCCCAUCUUCACCUGCAUCACAAUGAAAAUCUGGUAGGACUUGAAGCAAGACCAACAUUUAAAUCCCUGUUGAACAGCAGAUGCUCCUAGCAGUGGACCUGUCUUCCAGGGGACUGUAACCUCAUCCAGAAUAAGCCAUCUUCUCACCUCAAUAACUCAGAACAUAAUAACCCUUUUUCAGGAUUCAACUUCAGUUCAUUGUCCUGCAACCAGCCUACCACCACCUCUAAAGCCCUGGGUCAAGCAUCUGCCUCUUCUGAAUCAGAUGGAAGAGAGAUAGAGCUGGGUGUUACCCACAUAUUGGUUGACUCCAAAACUCUUGAUGACUUGUCAACAAUGUCAUGUUAGGUUCUGGAGGCAGACAGAAAUGGAUCCAAAUAAUCUGUUCUCACAAAACAUACCUGAAUAUGGACUGCCGCCACCCAUUCAAACACCUUGCUCUAAAAGGGGAUAUUUGCCAUUAGACAAUAAUUAUUAAAACACUUCUGGGGCCACAGUUAGACCCUACCGAAGGAAUGCAAUACUGUUUCCCUCAAGGUAGCUGGAACUCACCCCUACCCCAGUCAAACCCAAUGCAGCUCAUCUUGACCUUACUAGAAAGAAAAAUGAAACGAGUCAAGAAACUGUCGGUGUUGUCUAUAAACUUUAGGCAACUUACUGAACAGUACAGUAAUACAUUUCACUGGAUUACCAGCAAACUAUCUACUUAAAAAUACCUACUG
Molecule: messenger RNA, 6695 nt
Organism: Zootoca vivipara (common lizard)
Lineage: Eukaryota; Metazoa; Chordata; Lepidosauria; Squamata; Lacertidae
Gene: SLC7A6
Product: solute carrier family 7 member 6
Biological process (GO): amino acid transmembrane transport
Cellular component (GO): membrane
Molecular function (GO): L-amino acid transmembrane transporter activity
Source: RefSeq, a predicted model, not a curated record